Molecule: messenger RNA, 357 nt
Organism: Trichomonas vaginalis G3
Lineage: Eukaryota; Parabasalia; Trichomonadida; Trichomonadidae
Product: Rab5-interacting protein C20ORF24 family
Exons: 1
Coding region: 1-357 (118 amino acids)
Biological process (GO): mitochondrial respirasome assembly
Source: RefSeq, a predicted model, not a curated record
AUGGCUCCAAAGUUAGAGAAAGAAUCCCAAAUUUCCAUUGUCUCCCGUUUCUUGAAAGGCCAAGGAACAUGGACUAAAGAAGAUAUCAAGAUCGCUCUUUUCUGGAUCAAGCUUCUCUUAGGUUUGGUUAUUGGUAUUUCUCUUGGUUUCCUCAGAAUCAAAGGAUUCUUAACAGGAUUUGCAAUUUUUGUUGGCGUUUCAGUUUUUCUAUCACAGUAUUGGGUUAACAACGUACUUAAUGCACAAGACUUAUUUGGUGAGAGAGAUAGCCCAGUUAUGGAAGGAUUAUUAAAUGGCCUUGCAUUAAUGGUAUUCACUUGGGCUUCAAUUUAUACAGUUUUAAAUUAUUCUAAUUAG